Molecule: messenger RNA, 822 nt
Organism: Symbiodinium pilosum
Lineage: Eukaryota; Dinophyceae; Suessiales; Symbiodiniaceae
Source: the annotation of a GenBank genome assembly
AUGCGCAUCGUGCGCACGUUGCGCAUCGUCAAGACUGUGACGAUUUUCCGCCAACUGAGGUUGCUGGUUGGUACUUGCAUCGCAAGUAUAGGAGCCUUGUUCUGGUCGAUGGUCCUUCUCAUGGUGCUGAAAGUAGGCUUCGCGCUGAUAAUCUGUCAGGCGCUGCAAGGGUACAUCUUGGAUGAUCGGGAAAAUCUGGAGACAAGGCUUUUGGUCAAUAACCUGUAUGGGGACUUUGGCAAAGCCUUCUACACGAUGUUUGAGGUGACCCAUUCUGGUAGUUGGCCAUCAGUUGUCCGGCCCAUUGUGGAUCAGGUGGACUCCUGGUAUGCGGUACCUUUCCUCGCGUAUAUUACUCUGGUGGUCUUUGCCGUUAUUCGGAUCGUCACGGCCCUGUUCCUCAAGGAGACGCUGGCAAGCGCCGCGAAUGAUGCCGACAUGGUAAUGGAAGAUAAUCGGCGCAUGGCGCGUGAUUCGCAGAUGAAGCUUGAAGAGCUGUUUCGCGCUGCAGACGAUGACGGUGAUGGCAACCUCUCACACGAAGAGUUUGUCGAAGCAAUGAGCCUGCCUAGUGUGCAAGGUUUCCUGACGUCCUUAGAUGUUAGCAUUCGAGAUUGCCGUCCACUCUUCGACAUCCUGGAUGAUGGUGAUGGGCUCAUCACAAUCGCAGAAUUCUGCAGGGGCCUCAUGCAACUGAAGGGACAAGCCCGCGCUUUGGACAUUGUGGUGCUGCAGCGUGAGAACGCGAAGUUGAUGAAAGAGUGCCAAGAAAUCCAACGACGUGUGGGAGCAAUUUCUGACUUCGUGAGGUCUGCAAGGUAG